UGGAAGGAGUAAUUUUGUCCGCUUGUUAUUAACUUGGAGUGUUGGAGGGUAAAAACUAAAAAAUGAUAUAGAAGGGACAAAAAUUAAAGACCAGCCCAAAAUAGGAUAUUUGUGCUAAUGGCCCGUUUUUGUCAGUGGGUCUUUUGUAGCCCGAAUUUAUUGGGCCUAGUUUAAGUCACCGUAUUUGAAGUUCAACAGAAAGAAAAGCCCAAGCCAAAGCAAACUCAGUAAACUCAAGCAAGCAUAGAGAGAUCAAGAAAAGAAUAUUCUCCUAAAAGAAAUGGAAAGUCAUUACAACAACAGAGGAACAUUGUCCUCAUAAAACAAGGAGCACCACUUUCAAACCAGCCUUCUUCCUUAGGGUUUUCCCUAGGGCUUAAAAACAAUUUCCUCUUCAUACAAUUUUUUUUUUUCAAAACCUUAACCAAAAUCAGAUGUUUCAAGUCGUUACAAUUCCUUACUUGUAAAAGCUAAAAAUACAAUCUUUAUAAUUAUUGGAUCAAGAAUGGAAGCAAGAGUAGGUGUAUCAGGACAAAAGUUUUUACAACAACCUCAGAAACAGCCACAACCACUUCAACAACAUCAUCAUUAUCAUGCACAACCACGACAGCCACAACCUGAACAACAACCUCAGAUUGGUACUGUACCACAGCUACUUGCUGGUGGCAUUGCUGGUGCUUUUAGCAAAACUUGUACCGCUCCCUUAGCCCGCCUCACUAUUCUUUUUCAGGUUCAAGGUAUGCAUUCAGAUAUUGCAUUAUUGAGCAAGCCCAGCAUAUGCCGUGAGGCAUUGCGAAUUGUCAAUGAAGAAGGAUUCAGGGCUUUUUGGAAGGGGAACCUUGUCACUAUUGCUCACAGGCUUCCUUAUUCCUCGGUCAAUUUCUACGCUUAUGAACGCUACAAGAGUCUAUUGAAAUCAAUUCCUGGUCUGGAUGCUAAAGGAAGAAAUGCGGGUGCAGAUGCUUUUGUGCACUUUGUUGGUGGUGGAUUGGCUGGAAUUACAGCAGCUGCUGCCACCUACCCGUUGGAUCUUGUCAGAACAAGAUUAGCUGCACAGAGGAAUACAAUAUACUAUCAGGGCAUUGGGCAUGCUCUUCGUACCAUUUGCAGAGAUGAAGGCAUUUUUGGUUUGUACAAAGGGCUUGGUGCUACAUUACUGGGUGUUGGACCUAGCAUAGCAAUAAGCUUUUCUGUCUAUGAGGCUUUGAGAUCUUACUGGCAGAUUCAGAGGCCCGAUGAUCCUACUAUUGCAGUCAGUCUUGCUUGUGGAAGUCUGUCAGGAAUUGCAUCUUCCACUGCAACUUUCCCUUUGGAUCUUGUGAGGCGAAGAAAGCAGUUGGAAGGAGCAGGAGGACGUGCACAUGUGUACAAUACGGGCAUAAUGGGUAUUUUUAAGCAUAUAAUCCGAACUGAAGGAUUUCGUGGCUUGUACAGAGGAAUAAUGCCCGAGUACUACAAAGUGGUUCCCAGCGUGGGAAUUGUGUUCAUGACGUACGAGACACUGAAGAAGCUUCUCUCUGAAGGGCCUUUUGAUUCUUGACAUUUUCAGUUCUUAUAAAAAAAAAAGCCCCAAGGUUCAGUUUUGUUUGAGUUACUAGUUAGGAAGAAAGUUUUUAAGUAUCGAUAUGGUAAUUAGUAUUUAAACAUGAGAACAUUCACACGGCGGUAAAUUUUGUGGUUGCUGCUGUUUAACUUGGUUUUUGUUGUAUAGCCAUUGAAAAUCACUAGCGUCCCACAUCAAUUGUAUCUCUAGAUAUUUUAGGCUGGUUAAUUCUUAGGAUUUUACCUUUCCUUUUAUCAUCUUAGAUGAUGAUUGUAUCACCCUUACAGUUUUGUUUGUGGGAACCUUUUUUUCUUAUUCUCCUUUUUGUCUUCCCAUUUUUUAUCUAGUGGUUCUUUUGGCUAAGUUUAGGCUAAUGCCUUCAAGAUAUUGUAAGGAUCAACGGAGUAUAUCUUGGUACUGCUUGGCAAUUGUAAUCGAAGAGGACUCUUAAGUUGA
Messenger RNA from Lycium ferocissimum, 1999 nucleotides. RefSeq lists its product as uncharacterized. Gene Ontology annotation, biological process: transmembrane transport. The transcript is spliced from 7 exons. NCBI's taxonomy places the organism in Eukaryota, Viridiplantae, Streptophyta, Magnoliopsida, Solanales, Solanaceae. The record is from RefSeq and is a predicted model, not a curated record. The coding region runs from base 506 to 1540 and encodes 344 amino acids.